GGGAGCCAUAAUGACUGUUACAACUGCCGGUCUAAAUCAAUUUCUCGGAGCACAGAGAGAUCAACGUUCGAUAGAGGACGAACGCAGGGAAUUUAAAGCCCACGUGCUUUAACACGCAAUAAUGUUUAUUUAAUCAUUAUAUUUUAGUAAUGUGUCAACACCGUAGCCCGCAGUAGGAGGAAGUUUGUUUGUUGUCCGUGGACAUUUCUCGCACUUUUUGCGGGACUAUGGCGGUGGAGCUGGUGGGGAAGCGCUGUCUGUGCGUGAGCGGCGGAGAGUCUCUGGAGCUCGCGGGAAUCUCGCGCUGGAGCUGGAGAGCCGGAGUCAUCCGUGCGACCACCGACCCGCCUGCGCUAACGGUGUGUGUGCACUGGGAUGGAGAGCAGUGCGCAGAGGGGAAGUGGAGGAAACUCAGAGAGGAAUGUGAGGUGGUUUUGUUGGAGCAGAAUCUUGUCUGGGCUGCCAGAAGAACCAGCACGAACAACGGCAGCGCCCAUGAGAAGAACCUGCAACCUGCCCUGAGAUUCCAGCCUCUGAUUGGUCUGUCAUGCGUGGGAGGCGUGUCAGUGGUGGAGUUCAUCUCUGACAGACAGCUGGAGUUUUACAUGGAAAAAGAGGAGCUCCAGCCGUUCGAGGAGGAGGCAGACAGUGGAAAUACAGCUGUGCUAGAUGAACCGUCUCUGCAGGAAAAGGUCCAGGCCUGGCUCAAGCAGAACCACUUCCAAAACGUCAUUCAGCAAGGUGCUUGUCUACUGAUGGGUCUGAAAGUGAAAGUGUUCAGACAGGAUUCCAAAACCCAGUGGCUGUCUGGAGUCAUCACACACCACGACCAGAACAAGAAAACCGUGGUGGUCAUGACUGACCAGGUCCGAGAGAUCGUGAAUGUUGAUCCAUUGCUGGUUCAGAUGAUGUUACUAGAUGAUAUCUCACACACUGCACUAAAGAGAGAAAAUUCAAAACGCAAAUCUCAUGUCGCCAAGAUCAAUAGGAAUUUCCUUGGCAUUGGAAACCAAUCAAGCAACACUACAGCAAAUGACCAGAAGGUGUGCAGCUCCAUGCCAGUACAGCAGCAGUCAGAACUGUGCAAAAAGAACUGCAGCAUGGUAGAGGAUGAGAAAGACGGGAUGAGGGAGAAGGGAAGUGAUGAAGGGAGAGGAGGUGAGCUGCAGCUGUGGCCAAUGAGCUCCCUCUGUGAUUCCUCCAAAUCUAAAAAUAGCCAUGGUGAGAGAAAAAGGAGGAAUGAAGAGGAGAAGAAAGAUGAAAAGGAGAGGAGCAGAUGUGGGUUUAAAAGGCUGAAAGCAGGCAGCAUGUCUGACCUGUCUGAGAACAGCGAUUCUGAAAUUUCCAGCUGUAGAGUGCAAGAUUCAUCCACGGAUUCAGGAUCAAAGAGACAGCUAAAACAGCAUCACACUUCAAAGAGGCCAUUGGACUGUAAGACUCACCCCUCCCACAAAGGCGCGGAACCUUUGCCCAACCAAUUAAUAUAUAGCAAGGGUCAGAAAUUUGGCAAAACUACUCAGUUAAUUUCCUCUAGUGCAUCUUGCAACAGUGCUCUCAAGAACACACAGGCAGUAGAAUGUGCUGUCGGAGAUAGUGGUGGCAAAGCGGAGGAAAGAAGCGAUGGAGGGAUGCCAGAAAUAGAGGACAGGAGUGAGGGGGCCUCUCGGGAGGACUCUGAAGCCGUGUCGGCGCUGCUGGCAUCCCAAGAGAGCGAGCAGCUGGUCUCCAUGGAGACCACAUGUGUGCUAUUGCACACAUCACCUCUGGAGUGUGAAGGUGUGGAGGCUGAGCAGGAAAUGUCGACGUGUGAUCCGGAGGUCAAAGGGUCAGAGUUAACCCACAUAGAGUCUAGGGGAACGAAGUUUAGAAAAUCAGAGGUCAGAAUGUCGACGUGUGAUCCGGAGGUCAAAGGGUCAGAGUUGACCCACGUAGAGGCUAAUGAGUCGAAGUUUAGCAAAUCAAAGGUCAGAAGGUCAGAAUUGACCCAUUCAGAGGCAAUUACAGCCAGCAGUGACCCUGCAGUCUCUGUAAAAAAGGAUCCUAGAGGAGCCCCGCCUCACUCGCCCAUCAUAACUUGCAACAAAAAGGAGGUAGAUGUGGAUCAUAAACCAAGAUGUUCUGCAGGAACGGUGAUCACAGAAUAUGGACCUGUAAUUUCCAUGGAAGCUAACCACAAGCCCAGUGUGCGCUUCUGUCCUUGCCCCUCUCUGGAGAUCAUAUCUAAACCUCAGACUAUACAGGAGAAAUCUAGACAGAAGCAGAGUGCAUCCCUAGAAAUGGUCAUGUUGAAGAAGAUAUCUCCUGUUGUUAAAUCUGCCAUGGAUAGAACUCCUACUAGCCUUAAAACAGCACCCAAUCCCAAAGUGAUCUGCUCUGCAGCACCAGUCCUGACCCAGUCACCUUCUCCAUCCCCAACUCGAUCCAGAACACCAACACAUUCUCCCUGUACACCUAAUCACACUACCCCACCAGACAAGUCCACCAAAAGCUCACUCAUUGUAGAUAGAACGGAGCCCUUCACCGUCUACAGAGACCCUGCACUAGUGAGGAUGGAGCUGGAGACCUACCCCACCUACAUCCAGCCUCCUCACACACCCCCAAACCCCAAACACCACCCGAAGACCCCACCUCCUUCCUCCAGCUCUCCAAGUAUUACCCAUUCUGCCUCCCACAGCAAGCUACUGAAUCCGUCCCAUCACCCCGCACAACUUUCUCCCAUUCCUCUCCAGUCCCAGGCUCCGCUCUGCUCCCUCAGUACGCCUGAUUCAGCCAUCCCUCACCCGAACCUCCUCCCCUCACUCCUGCCUGCACUCUCCCCAUCUGCUGCACUCCUGGCUGGCCACACACAUAUGGGAGCUCUCAGGCUUCCUCACCAUCAUUUGGCUCUUCCAGGGAACCAGUCUCUUCUGGGCCAGACUUCCGGCUCAGCUACUCUGGCACCACUUGGCCUGUAUCCUCUCCUCUGGCCCUCUUUCCCCAACGGAGCCCACAACUAUGCUGGACUGGGCCUGCCAGCAUCUAAAUGGACACACCCAGAGGCAGCUGGUAUCUCUGACAGCAGCAUGAGGAGGAACACCCCAAGUCCUUGGCUUCCUCAGCCCACCCCUGUGACGAGUGUAGACAAUCAAGGAUUGCAACCUCCGCUGCCUGUGCGACCCUCCAGUGCUGACCCUCAGAGAAUGUCCAGGAAAUCUCAACCUUGCACAUCCUCCUCCAAAACCACAGAAGAGUUGGAUAGAAGAGGCAUCACUGAGAGUCCAAGCUCCAUUCAUAAUCACUUCUCACUCAAGUCUGAGCAGGAGCGUGUCCAGGCAGCAGCAGGGAAAAAUGAGCAGACCUACUGCCCAGUUGCCCUUGAGUCAGCCCAGAGUCAAUCCAAACAGCCACUUGUUGUUUACGAUCUCACAGGUGAGAGACCAAACCAUUACAAGGAAGAGAACCAGCGCAUUCUUCAGGAGAGCAUUGAGGUGGCACCGUACACUGCUAAACUGGGCUCUGAUAGGAAGUCGCAAUACUCUAGAAGUCCCACAUCCACCCUUCCUUCCAAGGAGAGGGAGAGAGAGAUAGAGAGGGAGAGAGAAAGAGAGCAAGUCAAAGAGCGAGAAAUGCAUGCUGUCAGACACACUUUACCUCCCCGGCCACAGUCAGCCCACCCUACUCCCACCCUCAUGCAGAGGAGCUACUACACUUCUCUGUCCAACAGCGUGGAGAACAAACCUCCACAGCGCAGAGCACCAGCUAGUAAAGAACUCUAUGAGAGGCUCAGUUCUGUUGCAUCUGUCAUGACUUCAUCCAACUCACAGAGCUCCAUCAGGGCCAGACUUCCACCUCUUGUCAAUAAGCACCACGUUAAAGAGGAGGGUCUCCUGGGAAAGAUCACAGAGCAACUGGCUCAUAAAGCUUCCACCAUGGAACCACUGGAGGUAGUGGCUAUGGAUAGAAGGGGUUCAGGCUCUUCUCUCAUUUCGGUCUCCUCUUCCUCCCUUAAUGUGCCUUUACUCCACCGAGCCCCAAUUUUUCACCCUCCAGCACCACCUAUCAUGUUUUAUAAAGACCCUGGAUUAUCCCCGCCUACCCUCACAGCCAUUCAGCCAAUGAGCUUGUCUGGUAAAGGUCAGAAGCAGCAGAGACCGCCUACGCUGUUGCCUGAACACAGAAAUACUGCUGUAGACGGGAAGAAGCCUGUGUCAGAAAAAGUGACAAUGGCAUCACAAGCCUAUGAUACUCAAUGCAGUGGAGUUUUGCACAGCCGUGAGAGAGGGGCUAGCGGGCACAUAGCAAAUGGUGUUGUAGUCAGACCACAGUCAGCCACUGCGUCAGUUAUUGUACGACCAACAAGCUACAUGCACACAACAAUCAAUUAUACAGUCUCCGACAGUUCAAAUUCACAGAUGCAUUGCGGUCACAUGAGAACUUCAGAAAGUUUGUCCAACCCACACUCUAAGGAUGGCUGUGUUCAGCAUAAAAGAGGAGUACUCUGGACUCCUUUGGAUACCGUUCACUCCAUCAACAUGACGACCCAGAAGGGGGAUCUCAACACUCCCAUAAACAUGACUACUAAACCUAUUAGUACAGCUCAACCAAAUUGCGGAGUGAUGCACCCAUUAACAAAUGUGGACACCACACACUCUAUAGUAGAUCUUAUUACCGAACACAGCAAGAGGAGAGAGGGUGGGGCUGUUCAGCCAAAGAUGGAGUCUUCUCCCACCUCCUGCACUUCUAAAGACUUUCCUCAUCUAAAAAAACACAGAGCUGGACUAGCUGCUGCCAAAUCCAGACUAAACAAGCAUACAAUACAGCCUCAACACACUAUGCAUUCUUCAAACUCUACAAAUCAUAUCUCAAACCCCUCAAACAGUAGGUAUGGCACUUACACUACACUUAGUACACAUGUUGUGUGUUCUGCACAUGCUCUGGAAAGAGAAAAAGAGUCUGUAUUAAACCCUAGUCCUUCUAAAUGUCCCAGUCUGGCAUCAGUGAUGUCCAGCCCUGUACCCCCAACCAAACAAGACUUGCUCACUAAGGAGCAGCCACCUGCCUCAGCCCUCACCAACCAAAUGGCUCAAUCAGGUCAGAACAACUACCAUAAACUAAAAAAAGCCUGGUUAACCCGCCAUUCUGAGCAAGAUAGUGGCAGGACAACCUCCCAAAUAGUAGACGGCCCUAAGACAUCUGUAACUCUGAUCAACACAUCGAACAACCCAAUCAAACAGGAAAUAAAUGGUCUUGUGGAUAAUUGGUCAGGUCAGGAGGACAAAGAUAUUGCACUAGACAGCAGAAAGUCCAAAAUAUUGGAUAGGAAGUAUGGUUCAGGGGCGAAGAAGCCCACUCAAGAGUACAGGAAAUCAGAGGACCAGAAAUCUAAUGGUAAUGCUACAAGUUCCAUUACAGAAGACCAAAAACCGGUCAUGGCCAAUGAGAAACCAGUCAAGAAGUCUUCCUUGGAGGACGUCAAACCUGUCUUGGAAAGAAAUGGCAAGCUGGAGGGCAAGGAGUCCACCCUUGUGGACAAGAAGUCUAGUGGAAAAAGAUCAACCACCGUGCACAUAAAGGCCGAGAAGGAGAAACGGGGAGAGAAACGGCCAUUAGAGUCCAGCAGAGAGAGUGGAGAAGACUCUGGCCAUGAGAGUGAAAGCGGUGGAUCAGGACAGAGGUUUAAACAGCAGUCCAAGUCCUCUUUUAAAAUAAAGCGGAAUGACCACCAGAAGGAGAAAGUGGAGAAAAAAGGAGAGGAGGAGGAAGAAGAGGAGGAAGAAGAGGAGGAAAGCAAAUCAAAUGGAACAUUGCAAACUCCAAAGGACAAGACUCAACAGAGGGUGUCGAACAGUAAUGGCAUCCCUCGCUCUGUGCUGAAAGACUGGCGGAAGGUGAGGAAGCUAAAGCAAACUGGAGAAGCCUUCUUACAGGACGACUCAUGUGCUGAGAUCGGCUCCAACGUGCAGAAGUGCAGAGAGUGUCGCUUGGAUCGCUCUCGUAAAUCUCAGGAGCUCGCCAUCUCACCUGUCUUCUGCCGAUUUUACUACUUCCGUCGUUUGUCGUACAGUAAGAAUGGCGUUGUCCGUGUGGAUGGGUUUUCGGCGUCAGAGAUGACAGAUGAGGAGGCGGUUACAGUGUGGACUGGCAGCUCAGAGGACGAGGAAGACAAGAGGAGGAGACAGAUGGACCUUGAGAUGUCCAAAUACGUCCUCACGCUCAUUGGAGACAAGUUCUGCCAGCUCAUAAAGACUGAGAACACUGCUGUCUCCUGGGUCAAGAAAGAAACUCCAGUCAUGUGGAAGCGAGCUGUGAGGGGUGUAAGGGAGAUGUGUGAUGCAUGUGAAGCCACUCUCUUCAACAUGCAUUGGGCAUGCCAUAAAUGUGGCUUUGUGGUGUGCAUGGACUGCUACAAAGCCCGUGAGAAUAAGAAAGCCAAAGAUAAGGAUCUAUACUCUUGGCUCCGGUGUGUGAAAAAUCAGUCCCAUGACCUGAAGAACCUAAUGCCAACUCUGAUUGUCCCAGAAACAGUGUUAGCGGACAUGCAGAGCUCUAUGCACGCGAUGAGAGAAAAGUUUGGAAUCUCUUCCCAUUGUCCCUGCACUGACAACAAAACCCUCAACUCCAGCAUGGCCACUUUCAAUGGACUCUCACCACUUUCAGACAGUGAUCAGAGUGACCCGAAGAGCCGACAGAUCCCAGAUCAGCCGAAGAAUACACAACACACCACAUUGAGUGCGCACACUGAUAGAAAAGAGAAGGCAGAGUGUGACGGUGUGGAAACUCACAACAAAAAAUCCUUCAGUCCAGAACAAGGAUCAACAUUGCGUGACCUUUUGACGUCCACGGCUGGGAAGCUAUGUCUUGGGUCUACUGGAGGCACCUUUGCACCAGUUUACAACUCCUCCGAACAGGCAGCCCAAAACACUCGAGUACCCAACACCCUGGAUGACAUCAUUGCUUCUGUAGUUGAAAAUAAGAUUCCCGCUAAAAAGACGACCAGGGCGGGGUUGAAUCAGGAUUUGAUUCCAGAGGGGGAGGCGGGGCAGCAGCCAGAGGAGAUGAAGCUUGACAAAGGCCCAUUGGCUGAUCCCCACACCAUUGUUCCUCAUGAUUGGCUAGGAAAACAUCGGCUGCUUUGGCUCAAAGAUCACCGUCACCUAGGCAACCAAGGACUGUUCAAAGAGAACUGGACACAAGAGCAGCCAGUACUUGUGUCUGGAUUGCACAAGAGUUUGAAUGCUAGCCUAUGGAAGCCUGAGCACUUCAGCCGUGAGUUCUUCAAUCUUCACAGUGACCUCUACAACUGCAGAGACGGGAGCAUUAAAAACUCCAAGGUCAAGGAGUUCUGGGAUGGUUUUGAGGAUGUUUCAAAAAGGCCUAAAUCUGCAAAAGGGGAGUCAGUGGUGUACAGACUGAAAGACUGGCCAUCAGGGGAGGAAUUUUUGGCUCUCAUGCCUGCCAGAUAUCAUGAUGUGAUGAAUACUUUGCCAGUACCGGACUACACAGACCCAGAAGCUCAAUUGAACCUGGUCUCACACCUGCCCUCCUUCUUCAUCCGGCCUGACCUCGGUCCUCGCCUCUGCUGCGCCCACGGUGUGACCGCAUGUCCAGAGCAAGACUUCGGGACCAGUAAUCUGCAUGUCGAAAUCUCUGACACCAUGAGUAUCCUGGUAUAUGUUGGGAUAGCCAAAGGAAAUGGGACCCCAUCGAAAACAGGUGUAUUGAAGCUCUUUGAGAGAGAAGCUCUAGAUGAAAGUGUAAAGAAAAGACUGAGAGACCCUAAUGAGACUCCAGGUGCUCUGUGGCACAUCUACAUGAGUAAAGACCUGCCAACAAUCCACAAGUUUUUACAAAAGGUCGCUGCUGAGCUGGCUGAGGCAGAUCCAGAGGCAGACUCAGAGUGGGACAAUGAUGCAGAUCCCCUCCGUGAGGGCAGCUGGUAUCUGAGCCCCAGGCUGAGACGGAGGUUGCAGGAGGAACAUGGUGUGGAGAGCCGCACGCUCCUCCAGUUCUAUGGAGAUGCUAUCAUCAUCCCUGCUGGAGCUCUGCACCAGGUGAUGAACCUGCACAGUUGCAUCCAAGUGAAUGUGGACUUUGUUUCCCCUGAACAUGCGCACAACUCCUACUACCUAACCCAAGAGCUCCGCCCUCUCAAAGAACAAGUGAACUAUGAGGACAAACUCCAGGUGAAGAACAUCUUUUACCACUCUGUGAAAGAUGUUGUGGCCACACUGAGGAAGCAUUUGAAGGAGAAAAACACAGAGGAGGUGAAAGAGGAAUCCUCCUGACAAUGCCCUUUCUUCUCCUCGGUCCAAACACUUGGAGCAUAAAUACAAUCUGAAGAUUCUCCUGACAGGAACUUUGUAGGCAUGAUACCAAGACUAUGGACCACUCAUAUGGAUCUCUGCAAGACUCUGUCACUUCUUCUAUGAUGUCACUGUCUUCUCUUUGAUUUUACUCUCUUUGUAUCUACUUCCCCAUUGUGUCUUCCUGCUUUGACAGGAAGUGAGGUAAGGGGUGGAGGUACGAAAAACAGAGAGAUGAAAGUAGUAGACUGUGCUCUCAAACCAGGUGCAAUCAGCUUCAAAUUCAACACUUCCAAAUGCAAGGAGUAUGGAAAACCAUUGAAAAGAACAACACUAGUAAAUACACUUUUGUUUUCCAAAGGAGAAAAUGAUUUGAAAGUGCGAAAGUUAAAUUUUCUUUAUCAGUAGUUCUUACGCUGCAAAGUGUUUGCCACGCCGUCAAGCUGUGUUUUGUAAGAGAGAUCAGCGAUUCCAACACAAUCAAAGCAGCAUUCCAUCAUGCCAGCUGCUGCCAAACUGACAGGUUUUAUUAUGUUUAAAGGCAACAUUAAAUUAUUUACAGUUUGGCAAGUAUUCACUGGGCAGAGGGAGAAUUUUAGAAAAAUUCCUGUUUUCUGUGUUUGUUUGAAGAAAUAAAUCUCGUGAAUUUUACAGUUUGUGAAGAUGUAAAUAGCAGAAUAUACAUACAGUGUAUGUAUAUAUAUAUAUAUAUAUAUAUAUAUAUAUAUAUAUACACACACAUAUAUAUAUAUAUAUAAAUUAUGAUUUUCUAUAACAUGAUGUGCUUUAUUUGCUGGUUGUGUUGUUUGCUACUGUAUGUACAUUGAAGUUAAAGAGAUGUUUUACAUUUUCCAUUAAAAAUGGAUUAAUCAAAAACAUUUGUCUAUUAUGACUCUGUUUAACAUUUGUCUAUUAUGACUCUGUUUGCAUGCUUCAUUAACCGAAAAUAACAACAACAACAACAACAUUUUCAAAUUAUUCAGUCAGUUCUCUUCAUAAUAUAUGUUUUUAUUUAAAAGUCCAAUUCACUUCACUCCCUUGACUUAAACGUACAAUUUAACUGAGUGGAGUGUCCAUGAAGUUCUUAAGCCAAAUGCUGUUCAGUAGUGUAGUCUUGUGUAAAGGCAAACAUACAUUAUAUGCCCACCUAUAUUCCUAAGGAUUUGGCAUAGUAUGCCCACCUAAAAUGAGUAACGAUACAUAACCAAGGCCACCAGAACAACGAGCUGGCUUAUGAUCUGUAACUUCCCAAACUACUGAUGCAAUACCACAUUGCCUUUGAAUGAAUUGUGAUUUUUGUAUUUAUUUUAAAAGUUAACAGAGAUAUAUCUGUCUCUUACAUUCAUUGUUCAUGUACAUGUUUUGCCUAAAAAACAACGUAAAGAUUUAUUUUUCUGCAAAAAUUAUAAAAAAAGGGCAAAAUAUUGAAGAUUGAUGUGAAUUCUGCUGAUUCAAAUUUAAGAAAAUGUUUUGUUUAAAUUGCGAAAAUACAUUAGUAAGAAUGGUUUGAAGAGUUUACUUAUAGAUAAAUAAUUUCAAGCUUGCAAAUUACAGAAAAAAGCUAGGAAGCUAGUUACCAAUUAAACCCAAUGGCAAGCACUUUGGAGCAAUUGUUUCAAAAAUGAUUUUCAGCAUUCACUAUAUGCAAUAUUCUCUUAUCUCAAUAAAAUGUAAA
This is a messenger RNA of Xyrauchen texanus (razorback sucker), 9957 nucleotides long. Its product is annotated as probable JmjC domain-containing histone demethylation protein 2C. The record is from RefSeq and is a predicted model, not a curated record. Gene Ontology annotation, biological process: regulation of transcription by RNA polymerase II. The transcript is spliced from 27 exons. Gene Ontology annotation, cellular component: chromatin; histone deacetylase complex. NCBI's taxonomy places the organism in Eukaryota, Metazoa, Chordata, Actinopteri, Cypriniformes, Catostomidae. Gene Ontology annotation, molecular function: histone H3K9 demethylase activity; transcription coregulator activity; chromatin DNA binding. The coding region runs from base 228 to 8264 and encodes 2678 amino acids.